UCUUAUCUUCUUUUCAUUUUCAGAUGCCUUGGAGCAACCGUUCUUCACCUCGCACCCGAUCGGAACCACCGUUAUCAACUCCAACCGUCACACCAUCUCCUGCCAGGCCACUGGGACCAUGCCCAUAGACUAUGGCUGGGAGAUCAACAAUACAAGGAUCUUGUCCCCAGACUGGGAAUCCAAUUCCUACACCUUCACGCAGAUUGGGAAGAGCAACAUAGGGGUAUACCGAUGCACGGCGAUGAAUGUCGUUGGGACUGUCAUCAGUCGAGGGGCGGAAAUUCACGUUGCUUAUUUUGAGCCAUAUCUUGGUCUCCCAGAGACGACACAGGUCAAUGCAGGCGAGGCAAAGAUUCUAACAUGUCCUCCCUAUGAUAGUUACCCUACUCCAACCAUAACAUGGCAGUUCAAUGGAACGGACAUCAUACUGGGCUCUGACCAGCUGGUGACCGCUGACCAGCGACUGGUCUUAGUCCAGGCCACUAGUGACCACCAAGGCUUGUACACGUGCAAGGCUCACAACAAUGUAUACGGACAGACACAGACUAGCCCUAGUGUGACUCUGAAUGUUCAAGGUACCUUUACACCCCCUGAGUUCAUCGCACCCACAAUUGUCCUUCCACCCAGUGAUACUGUCGUCAGGCCAGGACAGUCCUUUGUACAAAUGGAAUGCAUCAUCAGUGCACACCCUUUGAGCUCUCUCCAGAUCUCGUGGCAGAAGGAUGGUGUAGCAUUAGGCCCUACUGGGGCCAUCCUCAAAAUCUUCAACCCUUCCGAGGCUCAUGCAGGAACGUACAGAUGCUUAGGUGACCUGCAGGGCUCAGAUUUGACAGCAGUAGAGGCCUCUGCAAACCUCACCAUGUACAACCCAGUUGCACCAGGGAUAACCAGUCGAUUGGAGAGGAAGACCCAAGAAGCAGCAGGCAAUACUAUCACCCUCCCCUGCACGGCUACAGGAGUACCAACCCCUCAAAUCAAGUGGUUCCGCAAUGCUGCUGAUAUCGCCAUUAUGGGCAACAGCCGCUACAGGUUGGAAGAAGAUGGUAGUUUGAAGCUGAUCAAUCUUGAGAAGAAUGACAGUGGUAUGUUCCAAUGUCAGGCAAUCAAUGAUGUAGGAGAACAGAUUGCAGAUACAUGGUUACAUGUUCAAGAAAUUGCUCCAGAGAUCACUUUGGCUCCUAAUGACACCACAAUCCUAGAAGGAGAGACAACUUACUUGGAAUGUGCUGCAGAGGGUGCUCCUAACCCUGUCAUACAUUGGGAGAAAGAUGGCCAGCUGGUACUGAGUUCAACCUUUCAGCUCAACAACCGUUAUAUUCUUCAGACCUUUGGAAACCUUCUGCUACAGCAGGCAGUCAAGGAGGAUUCUGGAGAGUACACCUGCGUAGCAACCAACACCCUAGAUAGUGAUAAUGCUUCUGCCUCACUCAUUGUUUAUCAACGGACCAUCAUCUCCCAGAGGCCGACCAACGUGGAGACCAUCCUGGGCGAGACGUCCACCCUGACCUGCGUGGUCCAGCAUGACUCCAGGGUAACACCGACCAUCACCUGGAUGCAGGACGGUGGUGUCAUCGUACCCGAUGGACGAUUCAUCAUCCUGGAGUCCGGUUCCCUGGUCAUCCAUUCCACCGAUACACUGGACAUGGGGCUGUACGUCUGCAAGGUGACCUCCGUGGCUGGGGAUGACCUUGGCAGCGCCAACUUGACUGUCCUACAGGUGCCAUAUCAACCACAGGGAUUGACAGCAGCCAAGAGCAUGGACCAGGCCAGGACCAUCAUCGUUUCUUGGUUACCAGUCUUUAAUGGUAACUCACCCCUCAUCAGAUAUAUCUUGGAACAAAAAGAAGAUGAUUCUGCUUUCACUGAGGUCGAAGCAACUAUCAACCCUCUUCUCACUGAGUUCCCAGUCACUGGUGUGAAGCCAUCAAGGAGAUAUCAGUACAGGCUCAGGGCGCAGAAUGCCAUCGGGAUGAGCGAGAAGAGCAACCCUAGCAAUGUAGUUCAUCUUCCAGAGGAACCACCUGAUCUUCCACCACAGUCUCUGAGGGCCAGUGCUACAUCUACCUCUAGUAUCAUGGUGGAGUUUGGGGAGCCUCCCUAUGAGAGUUGGAAUGGUCCUCUCCUGGGUUACAUAGUCCAGUGGCGUAUGGAAGGCUAUAACACUGCAUUCCAAUUCCACAACAUCACCAAUUACCGGCAGACCUCUUAUGAGAUCGUGGGCCUCAUCACCUGGAAGAUAUAUGAGAUUCAGGUUGCUGCUUACAACGGGGCUGGAGUGGGGGCCUACUCUAAUGCUAUUGAUGUUCGCACCAAUGAAGGAGUCCCCACUGCACCACCCCAGGAUGUUGAUAUCAUGGUGACUAGUUCAACAUCCUUCAUGUAUAUAUUCAGUUCACCUCCCGUCCAGUUUAUCAACGGUAUCAACCAAGGAUAUAAGCUGCUUGCCUGGGAGCCUGGAAUGGAGAACAACCCUAUCGUAGAGCUGGUACCCCCAAACAUUGCUCAGAGUCGAUUCAUUGGUAACAUCACUACCCUGAAGAAGUUUACUGAGUAUCAAGCCUCUGUUUUAUGCUAUACCAACCCUGGGGACGGCGUUCCAAGCACACCUGUCACAUUAAUGACACUUGAAGAUGUACCUGGUCCAGUGAGUAAUCUACGUGUGAGCAAUGUAUAUGAUACAUCACUGCAGAUAUCAUGGGAUGAACCACUGGAGAUCAAUGGGGUACUCCGAGGUUAUAGCAUCAGCUGGCAGGAGCACAACAAAACCUCCAACAUCAUCAAUGCCAGUAGGUUACCAAGUGAGACCAGUUACACCAUCACAAGUCUUACACCACAGACUACCUAUCUGAUCCAGGUCUGGGCUAAGACCAAUGUAGGUCCAGGACCUACUACAGACAUCAUCAUCAGUUCCGGGGUUCCACCAGAGCGCCCCCAACCACCUACCAACCUAAACGUCCCUGAUGCUACCAUCCAGUCACGAUCUGUGGAGCUCCACUUCACUCCAGGAUUCGACGGCGAGGCCGGCAUCACCCUGUGGACCGUCCAGGCCCUUGUUGGUCAGUCUGACCACUGGGAGCAGAUCUUUGAGGUGUCAGACCCCAGCGCUAGGUCCAUUGAGGUCACUGGGCUGGAGCCGUUCACAUACUAUCAGUUCAGGAUGAUCGCCACCAAUGUGGCUGGGUCAAGCAACGUCAGUGAGCCUUCGGAACAGAUACAGACCAAACAAGAUGCACCAGCCAUUGCUCCUCGUGAUGUCAGGGUACGAGCCUUCAAUUCCACUGCCCUCAGAGUCACAUGGAUGCCCUUGGAUGAUGUUGAAUGGAAUGGUAUACCUGGAGGAUACCUCAUCUACUGGAGGCCGUAUGGUACCAGCAUGCAGGAGAUGUUCUUCAACCUAGCUAGUCCAUACAUCAACAACCAUGUCAUCACUGGUUUGGAGGAGUGGAUGCCCUACGAUGUGAGGAUCGAGGCGUAUAAUGAACUGCAUGUCGGACCAACCAGUGGAAUGGUUACUGGAUGGACUAACGAAGCGGUUCCAUCUGCUGGUCCUGCCAACAUCCAAGCCUUACCUACUUUCUACUCAGACAUCUUGGUCACAUGGAAUGACGUGCCAGUAAUUCAUCAAAAUGGAGAGAUAUUAGGCUUUAAGGUUAUAUUUAGAGAGAGUGGAGGCAUUUUGAUGUACAUGAAUGUACCAGGCAACACUUCACGUGAGGCAACCAUAACUCACCUCAAAGGCUACACCAUCUACACCAUCACGGUGCUGGCGUAUACCGUGGUCGGUGACGGUGCCAUCGGCAAUGAGGUGCCCGUCAGGACUCACGAGUGGUAUCCUGGUCCCCCGGUCGGCAUCACAUUCCCGACCGUCCAGCUCUCCUCCGUCACCAUCACAUGGAAUGAGCCUCUCAUUCCAAACGGUCAUAACCUCUCCUAUAAGGUCGGUCAUCGCCUACUGGCUGGUCCACCUGCUUCUCUUGUCGAGGAAAAUGUAGGGGGCAGCAGACAGCAUACCGUAACCGGACUACAGCCGCAGGAGACGUACUAUUUUGAAGUGACGGCGAAAACGUCAAUGGGAUUUGGGCUGCCUGCUUCGGCUUUGGUUAUUACAACAACAAAUAGGACCACUCCCGAAGCCCCAUCCAGACCCACCGUAGACCACAUCAAGAGCAGGCAGGUCCGUCUUUCAUGGACCCCUGGUUACAAUGGGAAUUCCCCUCUUCGCUAUUACAUCAUUGAUGUACGGGUGGGGUCUGGACCGUGGGAAGAACACAACACCAUAGUGGACGCCUCUCAGGUCUCCUAUACACUAACAGGGCUAAAUCCAUACACUUUGUACUAUUUCCGUCUGAAAGUGUACAAUGACAUCGGCGCCAGCCCAGAGAGUCCCUCAUCGAAUCAAAUCACUACAGAACAAGACAUUCCUGAUGGGGCACCCACUAUAUUAACAGCAACUCCGAUCACAGUCACAUCCCUCCUGUUAACAUGGCAACCACCCCUCCAGGCUCAAACCAAUGGCCCCCUCACCGGCUACCGCUUCCAGUUCAGGCAAUUACCCAGUGGUAGUUUCAUGGAAGAGAACAUUAAUGAUCCGGGGGUGACCGAGUAUGAGCUCCUCAAUCUGGUGAGGUAUCAGAAUUACGAGGUGAAGCUGGCUGCAACCAACAGCAAAGGGCUUGGACCCUAUAGUGUUCCAGUCUAUGUGUACAUCGGAGAAGCAGUUCCCUCUGAGCCUCCCUCUGCUGUGUCCAUUAGUACCACUGGUUCAUCUUCAUUCCAGAUCUCAUGGGUACCACCCUCUAUGGAAUCACAGAAUGGUGGUCUCCAAGGUUACAAGGUACUGUAUUGGGAGAAUCACUCCCGCCAGGCGCGUUCCACCAUCGUCCAACAGACAAAAACAUUCCCAGCCUCGGCCACAGUGGCAACCCUCGAUGACCUUAACUGCUUCACCGAGUAUGGCAUCUCAGUCAAAGGUUUCAAUGCUGCUGGUGAUGGUCCAGGAUCGCCCCCACAGUACAGCACUACGGAUGAAGAUGUUCCGAGUGAAGUCAGCCAUCUAUUAUUCAGCCAGGUCAGGAUGAGUUCUCUCAACGUAUCAUGGGGUCCUCCGACAUCAGCCUGCGGGACUGUCACACAGUAUAAACUCUUCUAUCAACCUCAUGAGCCCAUCAACGGUGAAAGAACAUCUGUUGUGGUGACCCUACCCAGUGAUCAGUAUUCCUACGUUGCCAAGAGGCUUGGUGAAAGAGAGCGAUACCUGUUUGAAGUUCAUGCAGAGACCACAAGCUUUGUUGGACCACGAAGGGGACAAAACAUUACUACUGGACCACAAGCAGGUGCCCCUGAAUCCCCAAGAUAUGUUCGGUUGUCUCCAGAGUCUUCCUUCGUCACUGUUUCCUGGGACGCACCUGUGUAUUAUGGGGAUCAACCUCUCACAGGAUACAUCAUACAAUCACUGGAAAAAGGUCAGGAUACAUGGGAGGAUGUCAACGAUACCAUCGCAGCUGACCAAUCACAGUUCUCCAUUCCGUACAGCAGUCUGAACCCAGUCACAGUAUACACCUUCCGGGUGAUGGCUGAGAGUGUGAUCAGUGUCAGUGAACCUGCAUUGAGUGAAGAGCUUAUGGUGCCAGCUGCUGGUACGAACCUAGCUCAGAAGAACUUCUACGAGGAGUGGUGGUUCUUGGUAAUUGUUGCCCUCGUCGGCAUCAUCGUUAUCAUCCUGGUGGGAGCUACACUUUGCAUGCUGGGAAGGAGCCGUUUAUAUGUCGACAGGAAAGUUCAUAAAAGGAUGACACCUGAUGAAAGAGUGAGUGUUACGGAAGACGGCGGCUUCACAUCAUUCGAGAUGGAUCCUGCUGCGAGACGGUCAGGGAGAAAUGGAAGAACUAACGGUCGGAGUGGAGUAUAUAACAGAACAAAUUCAUAUACCAGCAGUAACGAGGAGCUCCCACAAUUGCUGACAUUCCUUGGGCCUUCAAUCGCGCCCCCUCCAAGACCCAGUCCAGGCAGUAUACAGUAUUCAGAGGAAGAGGAGAGUAAACAUUAUGAAGAUGUAAGGCGGAGAAUGGCUGGAGGUGAUGAGCCGGGAGAAAACAGCAGUCUAACAGAGAAAAAUGAUUUACCAUCGCUCUCAGAGUCAUUAGCCAGCGAGAGCGAUGUUGAAGUAGACGGUGGAGGAGCCCAUGGGGGCGGUCCUCCCUCAUUUGUCAACCACUACGCAAGUCUUCCAGGCACGCAGUCAUGGCGACGCCAGCAAACAUCAAGCGGUCCAUCCAGUAACGCGUAUAGCUACACAGACAGUGAACCGGAUCCCGUACCCACGGUGGACGGUAGAACUGUAUACCUGCAGAACAAUCUAGCAAGCAUGCAGGCCGGCUCACGAGCCCCUGUGCAUGGAUUCUCGUCGUUCGUAUAACGCAAGCUCAGAUGUCAUCUAUUGCUGUUAGUGACUGCAUAGUUAGUGAGAACUGAGAAAGGAUGAUUUUUAUAUAUUUUCUUGAAUUCCUUAUCAUCAUCGUCUGUUUUCCUGAAAUUGCGAGUUUUUACUUAAGUGACAUCUUCAAAAUUAUGAUAUGCACAUACUUGUCAUCCAGGAUGACCUGUUUAUCAUCUUUAAACCUUCAAUAGUGACUCGAACUUUCAUUUUCGAAACUCCAGUGCUUGUAUGAAUGAACAGACACGAAACCAUCCUUUCUAGGAGGUUCAGUUCAUAAUGAACUUUGGAUUGUACUGAUGGACAUGUACCUUACAGAUGAUGAAUGAAAGAGAAGGCUAUUUCCAAAGAUUUGUCAUAAUAUAUAUAGUACCCGCUGGUUUAUGCCUCUGAGGCUUCAAGAUAUCACCUGAAGGCAACACUCCUGGAAGGGCGCUAUGUGCCCUUGUCAACAAAACACAGAUAAAAGUGAUUCUUGCUGGAGCCUGGCCUGGAGUAUCCUGUUUAGUUAUGGAGAGGGAAUUUUGGCUUCUGUAUCGGAAGGGAUAAACUGGUUAGCAGUGAUUGUGUGUGAGUUCAGGAUAAUGUCAACGGAGUGAACAGACAGGGAUGUCAAGGGUUCAUAGCCAGUCUUGGUGCCAAAGAUCUGAACUGUUAAUUCGAUGUGAUAUGUUAACCGUGAGGAAUCGCAAGGCACGGUGCAGGAUAUUCUGAUGGUGAGGAGAUCUACUACUAAAAAAGAAAUGAUAAACGAUACUGCACCCUUAUCGCCACUUCCCCCUGGAAGUCAAGAGAUUCCUUGGAAAUUGUGAUAUCAAUUUAAGAAAUUUUAUCAUUACUUAACUCUGAUGACUUCCCUCAAAUAUAUGGGUUGAGCAAUCUACUUGAUGUAUAGAUAGGUCUUAUAUAACCCUAAAAAAAGUGACAAGAUAAACUUUCAUAUAUUCACAGAGUAUAAUCAGUAAUCCAACCAGUCUGCAUACUGCAUGUGCAUGAUACCAAAUUUAUUUUUUUUAAUGGCGAAGUGACUUAAAAGACCAUUCUUUAGGACCACAUGGAGAAGAACCUUGAUAUUCAGGAAGCAAUGAAUGUCAAUGCUUGUGCUUGAUGGAGAUGUCAGUAAGCUGAGAUGGUUUUUUUUUUUACAGAUUCAGUGUGAUGUGGAAACUUUUUAUCCAAAAGACACCUGGGGCCCGUCUUACAAAGAGUUACGAUUGAUCCAAUCAAUUGUAACUAUGGAAAGCCAGCAGCGUCAACAUCUUAAAUGCAUGUUUGUCCAAAAUAUUUUCUAGAAAUGACAUAUUCAUACAUUUAGUUUUCUCGACCAUUCAAUUUGCUUCUCUCUGUUUUCAUAGGACAUUUGCAAAUUUCCUAAAGAAGAAAUUAUGACAUUGAUGGAUUUCCAUAUACUUGAGAUUGAUCGGAUCGAUCGUAACUCUUUGUAAGACGGGGCCCUGAUCAUAUAUAUAUUCAGGCGACUAUAUUUGUGAAGAAUAUGGAUGCUUGUUAGCUUGAUGUAUGGGCAGUUAAGCAAUAUGAAAAUAAUGAAUUUCAAUCAAUAUUGGUCAGAAAACUGGUUUGAAAGUCAUCGAUUUAACUUCUCAUUUAUACUUACAUAGAUUUUUACUGAUAAUUCUAAUAUCUUUACACUGCCUUUACAAUUGGAUAAAUUAUAUUUUUUCCUUCUUUCUUGAUAUUUAAAUGAAUUUCAAACACCUAGCACAAAGUUACGAGGAGACUGAAACACAAAUGAUUAUUUUAACAUGCAUUUAUGUGAGUGAAGAAUCCAGCUGUCGGAAAUCUUCAUGAUAUUGAUUAGAUGCUUGAUGCAUCAUUUGCUCAAACUUCCAGAUUAUACCUCUGUCAUAUUUGCUCCUCGGUGGCUGUACGGUGUACGGCCGCUGCAGAGCAAAUGUGACUGAGGUGUAAGGAACUUUGGUCCACAUGUUUGAUACUUGAAUGAUGGAGAGGCAAUCAUGGUUCUUGUAUCAUUUUGGUCAACAGUUCCACAUUUUGAAAUGUGUUUGAAUCCAUUUAUCUCUGCUUCCCUUGGUAUUGGUGAA
Molecule: messenger RNA, 8496 nt
Organism: Lytechinus variegatus (green sea urchin)
Lineage: Eukaryota; Metazoa; Echinodermata; Echinoidea; Temnopleuroida; Toxopneustidae
Product: protein sidekick-2-like
Exons: 39
Coding region: 119-6415 (2098 amino acids)
Biological process (GO): axon guidance; cell-cell adhesion
Cellular component (GO): axon; plasma membrane
Molecular function (GO): protein binding
Source: RefSeq, a predicted model, not a curated record